GACAUAGAAGCAUUUUAGCAACAAAGUCUUAUCAACAACAUUAACAAUAUCAAAAACUCAGGGAAGAACAAAAAACGAAGAGAGAAGAAAAUGGGAGAAGAAGCCAUAGCAAACGUGUUAGUCUUCUCGGUUCCGAUCCAAGGACAUAUUAACCCUCUCCUCCAGUUCUCAAAACGUCUAAUCUCCAAAAACGUCACCGUCACAUUCCUCACCACUUCAUCCACCCACAACAACAUCAUCCGCCGUGCCACCGCAGGAGGAGCCGCGGCUCUUCCGCUCUCUUUCGUCCCCCUCGACGACGGCUUCGAGGAAGGCCACCCAUCUAACGACUCAUCUCCCGAGUACUUCGCAAAGUUCGAGGAAAACGUCUCUAGAAGCCUCUCUCAACUUAUCUCCUCCAUGAAACCUAAACCAAACGCCGUCGUUUACGACUCGUGUACGCCUUGGAUUCUCGACGUUUGCCGGAAAUAUCCGGGCGUCGCUGCGGCCUCAUUUUUCACUCAGUGCUCUACCGUGAAUGCCAUAUACAUCCAUUUCUUGCGUGGAGAGUUUAAGGAGUUUCAAGACGACGUCAUCUUGCCUGCGAUGCCUCCGUUGAAAGGUAGUGACCUGCCGGUGUUUCUGUACGACAAUAAUCUUUGCCGACCGUUGUUUGAGCUCACUUGUAGCCAGUUUAAGAAUGUUGACGACAUUGACUUCUUCUUGGUUAACUCUUUCGACGAACUCGAAGUUGAGGUGCUAGAAUGGAUGAAGAACCAAUGGCCUGUCAAGAACAUAGGACCAAUGAUUCCAUCAAUGUACUUAGACAAACGUUUAGCAGGCGACAAAGACUAUGGAAUCAGUCUCUUCAAUGCUCAAGUCAAUGAGUGCCUUGAUUGGCUUGACUCAAAACCGCCUGGUUCAGUGAUUUAUGUCUCCUUCGGAAGCUUAGCGGUUCUAAAAGACGAUCAAAUGAUCGAACUUGCUGCCGGUCUAAAACAAACCGGCCAUAAUUUCUUAUGGGCGGUUAGAGAAACGGAGACAAAGAAGCUCCCAAACAAUUACAUAGAGGAAAUUGGCGAGAGAGGACUGAUAGUGAAUUGGAGUCCUCAGCUACAGGUUCUUGCGCAUAAAUCGACUGGUUGUUUCAUGACGCAUUGCGGGUGGAAUUCAACUCUAGAGGCAUUGAGCAUAGGAGUUGCUUUGAUUGGAAUGCCGGCUUACAGCGAUCAGCCGACUAAUGCUAAGUUUAUAGAAGAUGUGUGGAAGGUUGGAGUUAGGGUUAAGGCAGAUAAAGAUGGGUUUGUGACAAAAGAAGAGAUUGUGAGAUGUGCUGGAGAAGUUAUGGAUGAGACGUCAGAGAAAGGGAAAGAGACUAGGAAGAAUGCUUUGAGAUUGAUGGAGUUUGCAAAAGAAGCUUUGGCUGAAGGAGGAAACUCUGAUAAGAAUAUUGUUGAGUUUGUUGCUAAAAUUGCUAGGUAAACUGAUAGUAAUAAUGUAAUUUGUGUUGUUGUUGUUGUGUUGGAGUUGGUUUUGGUCUGAACAACGUGAAAAUAAUUGGAGCCGGAGCAAGUUUGGUGAUUGAAAAAUACAGAAACUAAGAAGUUAAGUUUUAUGCAUUUUUGAGUGCGUCAGCGGGGAAGAUGAGAAGAAAACUGGUAUGUCAUGUCACCUCGUCUCUCAAUACAAACGAACAGAGCCAAAGGGCAACUAGAGUUAUUCAUUUCGAGAGAAUGCAUGUACUAUUAUUAUUCUUCUUCUUUUUGGAUAAAGGUUUCAUACAUGAUACGUACAUCAACAUUAGUUUCAAAUUCAUAAUGAAGUUCGUAAACAAUAAUCGUGUGCUCUUUUAUUA
Brassica napus (rape) is the source of this 1834-nucleotide messenger RNA. Its product is annotated as UDP-glycosyltransferase 74D1-like. Lineage: Eukaryota; Viridiplantae; Streptophyta; Magnoliopsida; Brassicales; Brassicaceae. Gene Ontology annotation, molecular function: UDP-glycosyltransferase activity. The record is from RefSeq and is a predicted model, not a curated record. Bases 91 to 1461 code for a protein of 456 amino acids. The transcript is spliced from 2 exons.